Melanotaenia boesemani (Boeseman's rainbowfish) is the source of this 2487-nucleotide messenger RNA. RefSeq names its product autophagy related 4B, cysteine peptidase (gene atg4b). NCBI's taxonomy places the organism in Eukaryota, Metazoa, Chordata, Actinopteri, Atheriniformes, Melanotaeniidae. The transcript has 12 exons. The record is from RefSeq and is a predicted model, not a curated record. Gene Ontology annotation, molecular function: protein-phosphatidylethanolamide deconjugating activity. Bases 64 to 1221 code for a protein of 385 amino acids.
UCCAUUGGUCCAGCCAGUUGGAGCGCAGAGAACAACAAACAAGGUAGGGUGAAGAUCGUCGGGAUGGAUGCAGCUACUUUGACAUACGACACACUUCGCUUUGGAGAAAUAGAAGAUUUUCCUGAGACCUCAGACCCUGUGUGGAUCCUGGGGAAAGAAUACAGCGCGCUCACAGAGAAAGAAGACAUUUUAUCAGACGUCACUUCACGAUUGUGGUUCACAUACAGAAAAAACUUUCCACCAAUUGGUGGAACUGGACCAACAUCAGACACAGGAUGGGGAUGCAUGCUACGGUGUGGGCAGAUGAUCUUAGGAGAGGCCUUGGUGUGCAGACACUUAGGCAGAGACUGGAGAUGGGCCAAAGGCCAGAAACAAAGAGAAGAGUACAUCAGUAUUCUCAAUGCCUUCAUUGACAAAAAAGACAGCUAUUAUUCCAUCCAUCAAAUUGCCCAAAUGGGAGUUGGAGAGGGAAAGCCUAUAGGCCAGUGGUAUGGACCAAACACAGUUGCCCAGGUUCUGAAGAAGCUGGCAGUGUUUGAUACGUGGAGCAGAUUAGUUGUACACGUGGCGAUGGACAACACUGUGAUCAUCGAAGAGAUCAAACGUCUUUGUAUGCCCUGGUUGGACAUUGAAGGAGCUUGUGGAGACCCAGAGGGAGUUGGGGAGCUCAACGGCUGCCUGGAGGGAGCAUGCGCUCUGGCUGAAGAGGACUCGGCUCUUUGGAAACCUCUGGUUCUGCUCAUCCCCCUCAGGCUGGGCCUGAGCGAUAUCAAUGAGGCCUAUAUUGAAACGCUCAAGCAAUGCUUCAUGCUGCCUCAGUCCCUGGGUGUCAUCGGGGGGAAACCCAACAGUGCCCAUUACUUCAUUGGUUAUAUCGGAGAAGAGCUCAUCUAUUUAGACCCACACACCACACAGCCUGCAGUGGAGCCGUGUGAAGAUGGCCAGGUCCCCGAUGAGACGUACCAUUGUCAGCACCCACCCUGCCGCAUGCACAUCUGUGAGCUGGACCCAUCCAUCGCAGCGGGUUUCUUCUGCAGAACGGAGGACGAGUUUGAUGACUGGUGUAUGCGCAUAAGGAGGAAAACGGAUGGAAAAGGCCACAGGACCUCUAACUGGACUAGAAGGCUUCAGGAAAACAUUGAGCUAGCUUUGACUUCCAGCUGUCCUUUAUCAGAACAGCUGCUGUUUGUCACACAAGUAAUACUGGAACAGUGGAAAUAAACAAGAACGAUUUAGUUUCUUCUACAUAGACAAUAAAACCAAUAAAAAAGAGAGGUGACAUCAGUCUCAUGAAGUCUUUAUUUAACAUGACAAGCAUGGUAAAUUUUGCUUGUCACAUUGCACCAUAAACCCAGCCAGUCAUGCAUAAUUACUGAAGACACCAUAAUAAGUUACAUUAGGUAAAAACUAACAUCAUUUAACCAAACUCUGCAUUUAUCUUUACGUCAUCAUACAAAGCUGGUGGUCAUCCUGCAGGUGAUGAAAGAUCCAUGCAUUUUCUAUACUCAGGAGGGGGCUGGAGCCUAUCCCAGCAGCUACUGGGUGAGAAGUUACCAGUCCAUCGCAGGGCGGAGAUGAAGCAUUAUUAACAUAUUUCCUCCUUUCACUGCAGCUUUUAAUGCCAUUAUUUACAGGCUGGCUAACCAUCCUCCACAGUAGCCAUGAUUACAUGGACAAAUAUGUCAUCUAUCUGAUUCAGAUCAGUCUGAUCAUAUUUCAGCUAACAAGUUUCCAUGGACGCGAGAAUAAGUGGUCUGAUCAGCUGUGUGUUUAUGAUAUAAAGAUUGACAUGUGUCAUGUGGAAAAAUUCAGAGGAAGGAAAAUAUUUUUUCAUGAGCUUUUUGACUGAUAAGAUGCUCAGUAAUCCUUAACUCUUUCAGUUUCUAACAAAAACAUGUCUGCCACAGCCUUGUUCUGUGUUGCUGCCGCCAUUUUUCCAAGUCUUCCCUGAAACUCAUUAUGCCACCAAACCCCAACGUGGUUCAGGCGUGCACAGAAACAUCCACCACAGAAACCAUCAGAAUGACUGAAGACGUGGUUAUUUUUCCCUGCUCAUCUCAUCAUGAAAAUGUCAAAACCACGCCUCUUAACUGGAUUGAACAUUCCUUCUGAUCCAGGUCUGUUGGAUAAGCUGAGACGUUUACAUGAUGCCGUUUUAUUCUGAUUGGAAGGUCAACCACAUCAAAAGUUUUUCAUGGAAACCCUACUACACACACAGUGGUCAGUGUAACCGAAAAAAAUACUGGUGACUUAAUCUGUUCGUUUUGUUUCUUCUGUACUGUCCCACUGGGACAUGGAAUAAAAACAAAGCAACACAAGCAGUUACACACGUAUGUUUCCGCUCCGUGUGCGAUUCUGACAUAAUCCUUUAUGGGAAGCGAUAUUGAGGAUUGUUUACAAUUGAUUAAUUGUGGCGUUUAAUACUGUGAUUGAUUGUGACAUCCCUGUUUAGGUUAAUGUAAUUAGCAGAAUUAUAUAUUUUUUUAU